UUUAUGACGGGGGCUCUCUGAUUGAUCUCUACUUCUUGCGAACGCGAACGUCGAAGCCUCUUCAAGCCCGCAUCGAUAACCAAUUUUCUCUAAACCCUAAUUCCCCUUUUCCUUUUCAUUCUCUCUCAAAAAAAUCGAAACCCUAGCUCUUUCUCUCCCCCCGUCAUCGCCAUGAUCCCCUUAUCUUCAACUCUCCCGAGCCAGAUCCGCUUCCUGCUGCACAGCGCCAGCGAUUCUAACUCCGAUUCGAUCUUUCGCGAGUUGUGCCAGUUUGUUGAUUAUGGAAUUGAAGGAAGUAUUUUGUUGCUCGGAACUUGUUUGGAUCAAUUAAAUUUAAAGGAGCAAGAUGUUACGGGUUCACAGAUGAAGCAUGAGAUUGUGUCCUCCGUUUUUAAGUAUUUACUAGACAAGCCAAACUUUUGUACUGUACUUUGCUUAGCUUUACGAGGUUCAUUGAUGAAUGGAGAGUUUCUGGAAGAACUUUCGAAGACACUAAACCUGUCAAUAGAGCAGAAAAUUGCUGUUGGGCUCGCUUUGUCAGAAUCUGAAGACCUGGACUUCAGAACUAAAGGGCACAAUUUCUGCAUUUCUCAGAUCGAGGACUUGACUGUGAGUUCAAACUUGAUUGUAUCAAAUGAACAUAUUCAAGAUAUUGUUCUGUUCCUCUGUCGGAGUGAGGGUCUUUCGAAGCACGUGGAUUCUUUUACCAAAAUCUUAUCCUUAGUACCGCGUAAUGGCAGCUCUUUGUUUGCACAAGCUCCAGUGCUUGCAGAUGAUAUAUCCUCUAUCAAUUCGUCGAGGCAACUCGAACUAUUCUAUGAGGGAGCGAAUAGUGAUUUCGAGGCUGUUCUAGCAGAGAUAGAGGAGGAGAUGAGUAUGGCUGACAUCUUGAAAGAAUUAGGCUAUGGCUGUACAGUUAAUGCUUCACACUGUAAAGAAAUACUCUCUCUUUUCCUGCCUCUCAACGAAGUUACACUUUCUAAGUUACUUGGCACGAUUGCUCGCUCUCAUGUUGGUCUCAAUGAUGCUCAAAAUAUUCAUUCAUCAUUCUACUCAGCAUUUGGUGGCAGUGCAACUGUUGAUCCAUCAUCAUUAAACACUUGGAAUGUUGAUGUCCUUGUAGAUUCGAUUAAGCAGCUGGCUCCUAAAACAGAUUGGACUUGUGUUAUGGAAAAUCUUGAUCAUGAAGGUUUCAACAUUCCCGACGAAACAUCAUUUUCUCUUCUGAUGUCUAUAUACAAUAAAGCUUGUGAGGCCCCUUUUCCCCUCCAUGCUAUUUGUGGUUCAGUCUGGCAGAAUGCAGAGGGGCAAUUAUCUUUUCUGAGACAUGCUGUGUCUGCACCACCUGAUGUAUUUACAUUUGCACAUUGUUCAAGACACCUGACAUACACAGAUUCAGCUAAUCUUUCUAAUGGAGUUGGUAAUCAGGCAUGGUCCUGCCUAGACCUUUUGGAUGUAUUAUGCCAAUUAGCUGAGAGUGGUCAUGCAAGCUCUGUCCGGUUAAUUAUUGAGCACCCUCUUAAUCAAUUUCCCGAUGUUUUACUUCUUGGAGUUGCUCAGAUUAAUUCUGCCUACAAUCUCCUCCAGUACGAAGUAUCUUCCGCUGUUUUCCCUAUUUUUUUAAAUGAUCCUAUGAAGAACAGCAUUCUCCAUCAUUUAUGGAAAGUUAAUCCUAGCUUGCUCUUGCGAGGAUUUUCAGAUGCUCGAACAGAUCCUAACAGCAUUUUUAGAAUUCUUGACAUUUGUCAGGAACUGAAGAUUUUGUCUCGAGUGUUGGAUUCAGCUCCAUUUCAUGUCAGUCUUAGAUUGGCUGCUGUUGCGUAUAGGAAGGAGCAAGUUCAUCUUGAGAAGUGGGUGAAUGAAAACUUGAAUAUGUACAAAGAUACUUUUUUUGAGGAUUGCCUUGCUUUUUUGGAUGAAAUAUUUUCUGAUGCUGUAAAUGAUGUGCCCCAUAGUUCUCUACAGCAAUCACAUGUUGCUAUCUGGAAGGCAUAUCAAGAAGCUUGCCCUCUAUUCUUCAAGAUUCUUCAAGCCAACUCUGGGCAAAUUGUUUCUCAGAAGCUUAUGGAAGAAUUUAAGAGGCUACGUACCUUGUUCGAUGCAAAAAUUCAAAGUCCCGGGGGAACAAAUUCGUCAACAUCAGAAGGAAGCCAAGAUGAUAUUGAAGCAGAGGCAAAUUCUUAUUUCCAUCAGAUGUUUUCUGGACAGUUGACUGUUGAUGCAAUAGUUGAAAUGCUUGCUCGUUUCAAAGAAUCUUCCGAAAAUAGGGAGCGGUUGAUCUUCGACUGCAUGAUUGCCAAUCUGUUUGAAGAAUAUAGGUUCUUUCCCAAAUAUCCAGAUAGACAACUGAAGUUAGCUGCUAUUCUCUUUGGUACUCUUAUAAAGCAUCAGCUUGUGACUCAUCUUAAUCUGGGUUUUGCUCUGCGUGGUGUUCUUGAUGCAUUGCGCAAAUCUGUUGAUUCAAAGAUGUUUACUUUUGGCAUCAAGGCUUUGGAACAAUUUGUUGACCGCUUAGUAGAGUGGCCACAGUACUGCAAUCAUAUAUUGCAAAUAUCUCAUUUACGUGGCACACAUGUGGAGUUGGUUUCUGUCAUUGAACGAGCACUGGCACGCAUAUCUUCGAGUCAGGCAGAAGCUAAUGGAGGAAACAGUCUCCAUGCUGUUCAGCAGCAAGGCUCUAUAUCAUCAUCUGUAGAAGGCAUAGAGGCAUCAGAAACCUCAUGGCAAUUUGUUAAUUCAAGUUCUGCGCAAUUUGGUCAGCAACUGUCUCCUUUCCAUGAGAAACAUCAAGGUUUUCUUGGUGACCGGCUUAAAAACAAUGCUAUGUCUAUCAACAUCACAAAGCCUCUUCUAGCUCAUGCCACACUGCCUUCUCUAGUUUCUGGACCUAUUGACCUUGUUGCUAACCCAAAGCCAACCCCCUUGCAAGCCCCAGCGUCUCAGCAGUCUACUAAUGUUUCAACUGUUGUAUCAUCAUCUCCUGGUUUUCUGCGUCCUUCUCGUGGUGUCGCACCGGCAGGCAUGCUACGACAGCCUUCUUACAGCACAGGGUUUGGGGCUGCAUUGAAUAUUGAAACGCUUGUUGCAGCUGCUGAAAGAAGGGACACUCCCAUAGAGGCUCCUGCAUCAGAGGUUCAAGACAAGAUAUUAUUCAUGAUCAAUAACAUAUCCAUUGCAAAUACAGAAGCUAAGGCUAAGGAGUUCACAGAGAUUCUUAAAGAGCAGUACUAUUCUUGGUUUGCACAAUAUAUGGUGAUGAAGAGGGCCAGCAUUGAACCAAAUUUCCAUGAGUUAUACUUGAAAUUCUUAGAUAAAGUCAAUUCUAAAGUAUUAAACAUGGAAAUCAUUAAAGCCACUUAUGAGAAUUGCAAGGUGCUUUUGAGAUCGGAACUUAUAAAAUCCAGUUCAGAAGAGCGAUCAUUGCUUAAGAAUCUUGGUAGCUGGCUUGGGAAAUUUACAAUUGGUAGAAAUCAAGCGCUAAGGGCCAGAGAGAUAGAUCCCAAAGCACUGAUAAUAGAGGCAUAUGAAAAGGGAUUAAUGAUUGCAGUGAUUCCAUUUACCUCAAAGAUUUUGGAACCAUCCCAAAGCAGUUUGGCAUAUCGGCCACCUAACCCAUGGACUAUGGGCAUUCUUGGAUUACUCGUUGAGAUAUAUAAUCUGCCGAAUCUUAAAAUGAAUCUGAAAUUUGAUAUUGAGGUCUUAUUUAAAAACCUUGGUGUGGACAUGAAAGACGUUAAGCCGACUUCACUUCUUAAAGAUAGAGUUCGUGAAGUUGAGGGCAAUCCGGAUUUUUCAACCAAGGAUAUUAAUGUAUCCCAAGCUCCGAUUGUCACUGAAAUUAACUCAACUAUAAUUCCUGCUAUGAAUCAAGUAGAUCUGCAAUCUGAAACUAAUAGUACAAGUCAUCCAAAUGUCAUGACCCAGUAUUCUUCUCCUUUACAUCCUGUGCCGAUUACCAUGGUGGAGGAUGAGAAAGUUGGUCCAUUGAUUAUACCUGAACGCGUUCCAUCUGCUCAAGGAUUGACCCAAGUUGCGGCAUCCCAAACACCAUUUUCUCUUAGUCAGCUUUUGCCAAUUAUUCCUAAUCCUGAAUCUUAUAUUAAAAUCAACUCUAAGCUUAGUUCAUUGGGCACACCACAAGUUCACAGAAUUAUGCAAAUGGCUAUGGAUAAGGCAGUAACAGAGAUAAUAGCUCCUAUCAUCCAACGCAGUGUUACUAUAGCAAGCCGAACAACUAAAGAACUUGUAUUAAAGGACUACGCAAUGGAGUCAGAUGAAAAUGCUGUAUCUCGUGCAGCUCACUUGAUGGUUGCCACUUUAGCUGGGAGUUUAGCUCAUGUCACUUGCAAGGAAUCUCUUCGAGUCGCUCUGUCAACUCACCUCCGGAGUUUACUGCAGGCCAACGUUAAUAGCGAGUAUAUGGAUCAUAUUAUUCAGAUUCUUAUAACUGAUAAUCUUGAUCUUGGAUGUGCGGUGAUUGAAAAUGUUGCCUCUGAUAAGGCUGUAGAGUUAAUUGAUGGGGAGAUUGGCCCUUCAUUUGCUUCUUUAAGGAAACAGAGAGAGGCAGCUGGCUCAGCUUAUUAUGAUGCUGCUGUGCAAGGGUUAUUUGCUCGUGUUCCUGAAGCACUUCGCCCUAAACCUGGCCGUUUGUCUGUCGGACAACAACGGGUUUAUGAUGAUUUUAUCAGAAACAUAUGGCAAAAUCAGUCUAGCCAGAGUUCAAGUGUGGUUCCUACUGGUCCACCCGGCCUUGCCGGUGUGUCGGUUAAUUCUUCUCUCACUCGUGUCUUUGGUUCCAAUUCUAACCAGGUGAACUCCAUUAUCUAUUCAAGCUCACAAGUAUCUCCAGGGUUCAGUUCGGCACAAACAUUAGAUCUGAUGCAGGAAGAGGGUGAUCAUGGUUCUGCUCCACAUAGUAUCUCCUCAAUGCAUGAGGCAAGUGAUGAGCUUAUUCAGCCAGCUGCAGAAAUCAGUUCUCCAGCAUCAUCAUUUCCUCCUAAUGUUGCAUCCUCCGAAUUACAUAUUGAUGAAGCGUCCACACUGACCAAAGACCUAGGAGCAGUUAUUCCGCCAUCUCCAAUGACUCAAGCGACAGAAAGCACGGGCACUGUGUUAUCUGAAACAUUAUUGACAACAGGAGAUGCACUUGAUAAGUAUCAACAGUUGGCCCUAAAGCUUGAGACGUUGAUUCUUAAAGAUGCCAGAGGUGCAGAAGUUCAGGGAAUUAUUGCUGAGGUGCCUGAUAUCAUAGUGAGAUGUGUAAGCAGAGAUGAGGCAGGGUUGGCGGUGGCUCAGAAGGUUUUCAAGAGCUUAUAUGAAAAUGCAUCAAAUAGUAUUCUUGUUGCUGCAUAUCUUGCAAUUUUAGCUGCCAUACGAGACGUUUGCAAGCUUGUUGUCAAGGAAGUCACAAGCUGGGUGAUUUAUUCUGAUGAAGAUCGGAAGUUCAAUAAAGAUAUAACUAUUGGCCUCAUCCAUUACAAAUUACUUAACCUUGCUGAGUACAACGUUCAUCUUGCAAAGCUGAUAGAUGGGGGGAGGAAUAAAUCCGCUACGGAAUUUGCUAUCUCUCUUGUCCAGACUUUGGUCAUUCAUGAACCUGGCUUUAACUCGCUAGAGCUGUACAAUGUCAUUGAUGCCCUUGGAAAGUUGGCACUGAGGCCUGGGUCACCAGAGUCAUUGCGACAGCUGAUUGAAAUUGCAAGAAAUAACACAAACACUACAGCAUCACUUGUUGACUACACAGCUAACGAGGAAGAUAAGGCAAGACAACCUCGGGACAAAAAGGUCCUUUCCGGUCGUUCUUUGACAAAUAGAGAGGACCAUAUUGUUGCUGAAAUUUCUGCUGCAGAUCCUACUGAUUUCCGUGAGCAGAUUACUCAUCUUUUCUCUGAGUGGUGUCGAAUGUGCGAGAUCCCUGCUACAAAUGAUACAGCUUAUGAUCAUCACAUUUCACAGUUGCAUCAGCAUGGUUUACUGAAGGGUGACGAUACCACAGAUCGUUUUUUCCAUAUUCUAACGGAGCUUUGUGUUGUACAUUGUCUAGCUGGCGAGCAGAUAACUUCUCCUUCAACACUUCAAACAACUCAGCAAUAUCAGCUUUUAUCAUUUGCAGCAGUUGAUGCAUAUGAAAAGCUUGUAGUCUUAAUUUUAAAGUACCCUUCAGUUGAUCAAGCAUCAAGUAGAACUAUUCUUCUGUCCAAGAUUCUCUCAGCAAUUGUGAGAGUCAUCCAGAAAGAUGCAGAACAAAGGAAAUCCUAUUUCAAUCCAAGGCCGUAUUUUAGAUUGUUAGUCAACUGCCUUAUUGAUCUUAGCGGUCCUGAUGCUGGUUUUGAUGGUCCCAACCUUCAGGUUUUCGUUCUUUUCGCAAAUGCUUUCCAUGCAUUGCAGCCUCUCAAAGUUCCUGGCUUUAGCUUUGCAUGGCUUGAGUUGGUUAGCCACAGAACUUUCAUGCCAAAACUUCUCACUACCACUGCCCCAAAUGGUUGGCCAGUUUUCCAGCGCUUGCUCGUGGAUUUAUUCAAGUUCAUGGAGCCUUACUUGAGAAAUGCUGAGCUAGGAGAGCCGGUUCACUUUUUGUACAAGGGCACAUUAAGGGUGUUGCUUGUAUUGCUUCAUGAUUUUCCAGAAUUUCUGUGUGAUUAUCACUUCAGCUUCUGCGAUGUGAUUCCUCCUAGUUGCAUUCAGAUGCGGAAUCUUAUUCUAAGUGCUUUUCCACGCAAUAUGAGGCUUCCUGAUCCAUCUACUCCUAACUUAAAGAUCGAUCUUCUAGCUGAAAUCAGUCAGGCCCCCCGUAUUCUAUCUGAUGUUGAUGGUGCUCUGAAAGCAAAGCAGAUUAAGGCUGACAUAGAUGAGUAUCUACAGACAAGGCCAGAAGGAUCUACUUUUUUAUCUGAACUGAAGCAGAGAUUGUUUUUACCUUUAAAUGAAGCUAAUCUAGCAGGAACACGCUACAAUGUACCACUGAUCAAUUCGCUUGUUCUUUAUGUAGGAAUGCAGGCUAUUCAACAACUGCAGAGCAGGUCUGCUUCUCAGCAUGCACUGACACAGCAAAUGAUACAUAACUCUCCCAUGGACAUAUAUCUAGUGGGUGCUGCUAUCGACAUAUUUCAGAGUUUGAUUAAGAACUUGGAUUCUGAAGGUCGCUACCUCUUUCUGAAUGCUGUUGCCAAUCAAUUGCGCUAUCCAAAUAGCCAUACUCAUUUCUUUUCCUUUGUCCUGUUAUACUUAUUUGUGGAGGCUGGCCAGGUUUGUGUUGUCUUCUUUUCCUCAUUAUUUUGAAUUGCCUUCCAUUUC
Molecule: messenger RNA, 7293 nt
Organism: Asparagus officinalis (garden asparagus)
Lineage: Eukaryota; Viridiplantae; Streptophyta; Magnoliopsida; Asparagales; Asparagaceae
Product: CCR4-NOT transcription complex subunit 1
Exons: 49
Coding region: 172-7278 (2368 amino acids)
Biological process (GO): nuclear-transcribed mRNA catabolic process, deadenylation-dependent decay
Cellular component (GO): CCR4-NOT core complex; P-body
Molecular function (GO): molecular adaptor activity
Source: RefSeq, a predicted model, not a curated record